GCGCCGGCCUGCGUCCCGUCGGGCUGCGCGCGAGGUCAGCGCGGGGUCAGCGGAGGUCGGCGGGAUCAGGAGCGCAGCGGCUCCGUGGCCCGGACGGGCGCGAGGGCAGCAUGUACACGCUGCUGUCGGGCCUGUACAAGUACGUGUUCCAGAAGGACGAGUACUGCAUCCUGAUCCUCGGCCUGGACAAUGCCGGCAAGACGACGUUCCUGGAACAGUCGAAAACCCGCUUUAACAAGAACUACAAGGGGAUGAGUCUGUCCAAAAUCACGACCACCGUGGGUCUGAACAUCGGCACUGUGGACGUGGCGAAGGCGCGCCUCAUGUUUUGGGACUUAGGGGGCCAGGAAGAGCUGCAGUCUCUGUGGGACAAGUACUAUGCGGAGUGUCACGGCGUCAUCUAUGUCAUCGAUUCCACGGAUGAGGAGAGGCUGGCUGAGUCCAAGCGAGCGUUUGAGAAGAUGGUCACGAGUGAGGCACUGGACGGCGUCCCCAUACUGGUGCUGGCCAACAAGCAGGAUGUUGAGACUUGCCUCUCCAUCCCCGACAUCAAGACCGCGUUCAGCGACUGUAGCUCCAAGAUCGGCAGGCGUGACUGUCUGACCCAGGCCUGCUCGGCUCUCACAGGCAAAGGGGUGCGUGAGGGCAUCGAGUGGAUGGUGAAGUGCGUCGUGCGGAACGUGCACCGGCCGCCGCGGCAGAGGGACAUCACGUAGGUGUGGCUGAUGGCCACCGGUGCCCACGACUCCUCCGAGUGCCCGCGAAGUGCCCUGCGGGCUCCCUGCCGCCAGCCCUGGGGGUCGGGUUUGCUUUUGCUUUUAGUUCUUCAUUUGCUUUGUUUUCUCUUUAAGACGAACUUUUCCCUGUGUCCGUGCAAGUGUAGGUAUCGGGAGGCUUUUGCCGAGGGAUCAGGGCAGUAGGACCCGCAUGUGAGCCGGGACUCCUGGGGUGUGUGCCCUGGCCCCCACCUGCUUUUCCCAGGGGUCCAGUCCGGAAACGGGCUUUCCCGGCGCUGGUCUGUGUAGCCGCCCCCACAGAGGAGGCUGUUGGGGUCAUGACUAUCCUCGGUCUCCAUCCCCUCUGGCCCUGGAGAUGGGUUGGGGGCUGGUGUCCUCUUGAGGGAGGGAAACCUGGCCCACUUUGCUGGAAGCCAGCGGGGGCCCUGGGUUCUGGGCCCUCAGAACAAGGCACAGGACAUCACCUCCUUUGGAUCCCCAGCAGGAGGGGAAGGAGUGAUUGUCCCCUCUCUGUGUGUCUGUCAUCAAUCCGGGACAGCCAGUUGCCAGGGUGGGGGGUGGAGGAGGGCACAGUGUGGGUGUUGGGAAGGUGGGCUGGGUUCCCGUGAAGCCCAGGUUGGUGCUGUGCUGGGCCUUCAUUCCCAGCUGGGGGUGAGGGGCAGGGUUCCCAUUCCGUCUGGGGACAAGCUGUCUGGAAGCCCACUUGGAAGCAUGUGCCCGGUAGCCCGGUCUCUGGGUGUGGCGGGUCCUUGGGCCGCUGCCUACAUGGCCCCUGCCAGAGCUGUCCGUCGCUGCUGGCUGCACUGUGUCCAGGAGGAUGGCGGUCUGAGUUGCUGCUGUCCAUCGCCCCUCCAGGAACCCAACCCUAGCCAGGGACUCCCGGCUGGCUGGGCACAGUGACCACAGCACCAGGGGCCCCCAGGCUGGAGCUCUGACCAACCUGGGCACUGCCUUUCUGCUUCUAUGGGAACGGCUGAGCCAGAGCCGGGGACCUGGUCUGGUCCCUGGCGGGGACCCUGGGAAUGGUUGCUGAGAAAGGCUGAGUCAGGGCUGGGUGGGGGGGCGCAGGUGAGGUGACUCAUGGGUUCCUGGGACGGAGGGGGCAGGCAUGGGGCUCCAGGGCCCAUGGGACAGGCUGGGAGUUCCCCAGGCUGCCCCUGGUGCGGUCCAGCCCUUCUCUGAGCCUGCCUGAGGGGAAAAGCCCGGUUUCUCAGAAAAGGCGGUGGGUCGCACCAGCCUGGAGGAGGUCCUUGGCUGGUUCCCUCCUGGGAAAUCCCCUGCCUCCUGGGACUGGGUGGAGUUCUAGUGGAGGGGUGGGGCGGGUGUCCUGGCGGCCCAGGGUACGGGCUUCUGCUGCCCGCUCCAAGCUGGGUCCUGUUCACCGCAAGAGUCCUACACUGGGUGUGCCCUCCCUCCAUACUGUCGCAGACAAGCAUGAUCUAGGGGGUCAUGGAACGAGCCUCGGGGUCGCCACGGUGCCCACAGCCGGAAGGGACGCACUUGCCACCUGCUGGCCGUCUCUAACGCUCCCUCCCACCGAGGGUCUGUUCAUUUGGGGUGACCAGCAGCCAGAGGAAGUGCCUGGAGCUUGAGAGCGCUUGGCGGGGGGGCGGCAUCCCCGCCGGGCGGGCUGCGCACGCUGUAGACACACACAGGCUCAGAGGACGUUGUACAAACAGCUUCAUAAGAAUAAACCUUGUUCGUGCAGCAGGA
Messenger RNA from Neogale vison (American mink), 2450 nucleotides. RefSeq names its product ADP ribosylation factor related protein 1 (gene ARFRP1). The transcript has 8 exons. Gene Ontology annotation, molecular function: GTP binding; GTPase activity. The record is from RefSeq and is a predicted model, not a curated record. Lineage: Eukaryota; Metazoa; Chordata; Mammalia; Carnivora; Mustelidae. Gene Ontology annotation, cellular component: Golgi apparatus. The coding region runs from base 111 to 716 and encodes 201 amino acids. Gene Ontology annotation, biological process: protein localization to organelle; Golgi to plasma membrane protein transport; intracellular protein transport.